GGCAGAUUGUAUAUUACGUCAUAUUUACGCGACGCUGUUUGAAAGAGCAGCACUAGUAACGCGAAGGCUUUGUAUGGGAAUUGACUAGGGAUUUUAUAAGUUACAUUAUUAGUUUAAUAAACUCCAGGAACAUGGGUCCAGUUGAGCUCCUUCACAUGUCCGUGUUCUCUCAGAGUUUCUCUCCCUGCGGUCGUUUUCUUGCAGCGGGUAACAACUAUGGAGAGAUAGCAGUGUUCAGUCUUUCAGCUGCACUGAGUCCAGAUGCAUCAGAGGGCAGCCAGAAGCCCAUCCUUAACUUUACUGCUCAUGAUGGUCCAGUGUUUUCUCUUCUCUCCACUGACACUCAUCUCCUGAGUGCUGGGAAUGGAGAGAUCAGUGCCUGGAGCUGGGCAGAGCUCAUCAAAAAAAGCAACAAAGCUGCAUGGACAAGGAAACCCAGUUAUGAGACUAGUCUUGAAAUACCAGAGAUCAAUGCAAUGAUCAUAAACCCAAAGGACAACAGCUUGAUAGUUGGAGGAGGUGACAAUAACAUUCACAUCAUGGACAUGGAGACCGGUAUCUUUAAGUCUGUACUGAAGGGCCACACUGACUACAUUCACUGCCUGUGCUUUAAAGAAAGGGAAGAUGAGAUCCUCUCUGGUGGGGAGGAUGGUGCUGUGAGGAUAUGGGACUCACGGACAAAUCGCCCAGUUCACUGUAUUGAAGUUUUCAAAUAUGAGGAAUGCGCACGCCCCCAGUUUGGGAAAUGGAUUAGCUGUCUUGCCACAGACUCUGAUUGGAUGCUCUGUGGUGGAGGCCCAUCGCUCUCUUUAUGGCACCUCCGCUCCAUGUCCCCCACCUCUGUCUUUCCUUUGCCUGGCUGCCAAAGGGAAGCUGUCUUUUACCAGGACCUGAUCAUGUCAGUAGGUGAGGGUCCAUUUGUGUCCCACUGUUUACAUGGAGGGACUGUGAAAGCUCAGAUUCCCUGCACUCAGUCUUCACUCAACACAUUGGCUCUCAAUCUCAAAAACACUGAACAUAGGGUUAUGACAGUAGGGGGCAGCAGUCACCAAAUUGAUGUGUUCACUAACUUCAGUUACAGAGCCUUUUCUCUGUCAUUCUGAGCACACACCAACAUUUGUUUGAAUUUGAAAUGAAAUCUGUGGGAAAGUUUUGAAUUAUGAUUUGCUAGAAUGCAAUUAAACAAUGUAUUUU
Labeo rohita (rohu) is the source of this 1194-nucleotide messenger RNA. It is a transcript of the gene thoc6, whose product is annotated as THO complex 6. The record is from RefSeq and is a predicted model, not a curated record. Bases 132 to 1103 code for a protein of 323 amino acids. Gene Ontology annotation, biological process: mRNA export from nucleus. Gene Ontology annotation, molecular function: protein binding. Gene Ontology annotation, cellular component: THO complex; transcription export complex. The transcript has 13 exons. NCBI's taxonomy places the organism in Eukaryota, Metazoa, Chordata, Actinopteri, Cypriniformes, Cyprinidae.